AUGAAACCCCUCCCCUUCCCCUUCGCCCUCCACAUCGGCACCGACAUCGUACACAUCCCACGAAUCGCCCGCCUCAUAAACCGACCAGGCAACUACCUCACGCGCUUCACGCGCCGCAUACUCUGCGCCCAAGAGCAGCACGACUUCACCACCCGCUUCACGCUCCCUCCCUCCUACACCAACGAAUCCCUCCAUUCUCAAUCUCAAUACCAAUCUCCGACCAUAACACCAGACAUGACACGUUGGCUGGCUGGCCGCUUCGCUGCGAAAGAGGCCGCGCGCAAAGCUGCCCCCACCGCCGGCGGGGCGGGGUCGAUUGGGUGGAAGGAUGUUAUGGUGCGAAUUGAGGAAGGUAGUGAGAGGACGCCUGGGAAAAACGGGAAAAGUUCGAGGCCGGAGAUUGUGUUUCUUGGUGUUGGGGAGGAGGAGGCUAGGGUGGGUAGGUUGUCAAUUUCGCAUGAUGGGGAGUAUGUCGUUGCGACUGUUUUGGCGGCUGGGUGA
Penicillium riverlandense is the source of this 501-nucleotide messenger RNA. RefSeq names its product holo-ACP synthase. The transcript has a single exon. The coding region runs from base 1 to 501 and encodes 166 amino acids. Lineage: Eukaryota; Fungi; Ascomycota; Eurotiomycetes; Eurotiales; Aspergillaceae. The record is from RefSeq and is a predicted model, not a curated record. Gene Ontology annotation, molecular function: magnesium ion binding; holo-[acyl-carrier-protein] synthase activity. Gene Ontology annotation, biological process: fatty acid biosynthetic process.